AUGUCCGAGCUGGCCGAAGUCGGGGCGUCGCACCUCCCUCAGCUGUUCUACUCUGUGCUUCCCUCGACUCCUCCAGCACCUGUGAGCUUGGAGAUCGGAACAGCGAAGAAGGCGGAGGAGAGCAUCACGCGGGUCAUCAGCGAGACCAAGGGCCUCUCUACCCUCCUCACCUCCUCGACGAAGCAGAUCGUCAUCACUGUUCGUCAGCUGUAA
Messenger RNA from Dichomitus squalens LYAD-421 SS1, 213 nucleotides. RefSeq lists its product as uncharacterized. The transcript has 2 exons. NCBI's taxonomy places the organism in Eukaryota, Fungi, Basidiomycota, Agaricomycetes, Polyporales, Polyporaceae. The coding region runs from base 1 to 213 and encodes 70 amino acids. The record is from RefSeq and is a predicted model, not a curated record.